GAUAAAAAUUUCCCAAACCGCUAUCAGAUCAUCUUCUUCAUAUUAAAACGUUACUACACCCCCCUUUUAUAGUUAAGGAUAUGGAGGAUGACCGUGCACAAGUUGAUUUGGGGGUAGCUGUCGAUGUGGAAAAUACUCUCGAAGAGCCAGUGGCACAACGCCAACCAAAGAAACGUUUCGUGGGAAGAAAGCAAGCUGCAGAAGCUGCUGCACGCAAUGGCAAUAAUGCAACUCCUGGAGACAGUGGCGCCAUUCAAGUUGCGACCCCUAGGAGAAUUCGAACAUUAAAUCAAGUGCCUCCCGAAAUAUUGAAUGACCCAGACAUUAAUGCUGCGAUCGCUCUCCUUCCACCGAAUUAUUCCUUCGAAAUACACAAAACCAUACAUAGAAUAAGAAUGAAUGGAUCAAAGAAAGUUGCCCUGCAGAUGCCAGAAGGUCUGCUCUUAUUCGCAACCACAAUUUCGGAUAUUCUCUCUCAAUUUUGUCCUGGAAUCGAGACGCUUAUAAUGGGAGAUGUUACAUAUGGAGCUUGUUGUAUUGAUGACUAUACCGCUCGCGCUUUAGGCUGUGACCUGCUGGUACACUAUGCGCAUUCAUGCUUGAUCCCCGUGGAUGUUACAAAGAUCAAAACUCUCUAUGUUUUCGUCGAUAUCAGCAUAGAUACGGCACAUUUGCUUGCAACUCUGGAGAAGAAUUUCGCUUCGGGAAAGACCAUUGCCAUGGUAGGAACCAUUCAAUUUAAUGCCACAUUACAUGGUGUUCGAGCGCCGCUGGAGAAAGCGGGGUACAAUGUUCUCAUUCCGCAGAUUUCUCCUCUUAGCAAAGGCGAAAUCCUUGGAUGCACAUCUCCUCAACUAUCAACCGAUGGUGUCGAUAUUAUUCUUUAUCUUGGUGAUGGACGUUUCCAUCUUGAGAGCGCGAUGAUCCACAACCCUACGAUACCAGCUUACCGAUACGAUCCCUAUUCUCGAAAACUCACUCGUGAAAGUUAUGAUCACAAAGAAAUGCAUACCCUGAGAAGAGAUGCGAUUGAAACUGCGAAACCUGCAAAGAAGUGGGGACUUAUCUUAGGAUCUCUUGGUCGUCAGGGAAAUCCACAUACCAUGACAAUGAUUGAGAGAAAAUUGGAAGAGCGAGGAAUUCCAUAUAUCAACUUACUUUUGAGCGAAAUUUUCCCUGGAAAACUGGCUAUGAUGAGCGAUGUCGAGUGUUGGGUGCAAGUAGCAUGUCCAAGACUCAGUAUUGAUUGGGGAUAUGCUUUUCCCAGACCUCUGCUAACACCAUACGAGGCAUUGAUCGUACUGGGCCAGAAAGAAGAUUGGGCAAAGAGCAACAAUAAUAUCUAUCCUAUGGAUUACUAUGGAAAGGAAGGUCUUGGCAGAACCAAGCCUAUCUCAAGUAUUCCAGUUGCUGGUUGAAAAUCCAUUUUUGCUACAUACUCAGGCCCUUUCCCUCCCUCCUACUGCACGAUAUUAUACAGUUGGUCAAAUGGGCCCCAAUACUAUGAUAGCUCAGUAUAUUAUCUACGAUAUACCUAUCAAAGCGCCAGCUCCCCGUCACUGGGACUUCUCAUUUACAUAAACGAAAUUAUAUUAACUUUGAUUCGGACUGUACCGCGACAUAGUUCUCAUUCGUGGUCCAUAGUUGUAGAAGAUCAUCGGGACUGGUACCAUUACAAGCAUCAUAAGCCUCAAAAGACUACUUGCUCAGCUUACUUCGAAUCUGGUGUACAUUUCUGGAGCAAACAUUGGACGUCAAAAGGUGAAGCGACUCCACACAACUGUGUUGGUCAGAAUUGAACGGUUUGCGGUAGACAGGUACACAUCUAUGAUGUAGUUUAAACCUUGAAUGAAAAUUAUAGAAAGUCCCAUGCCUGUAGCAUGCCUGUAGGGACAACAGCUUUGGCCUGUACAGGCCAUGGAAUGGAUGGAUUAGAGGUCUAUACGAACCAAAAGAUCUCAAUGGGUACACAGAUGCCGCCCGCCAACAUCAUGGACUUUCGAUUUUCUGGGAUAACUUCGCCACCAUUUUUUUCGGGUUUAUCUUGCAAAACAUGGUGGUUGUUUUAUGAAGACGAUUGCAAAGCCUGUAAGCAUGACAACACCUAGAGCAAGGAAUAGCAAAGCAGCAAUAGUUGGCCUCUAGUGGCACUGGCCAAUAGAAGAAAUUGAAUGUGCCUCGAACAUGAGGAAGAUGGUUCCAUGAAUGAGUGAUUUUUGUGAGGUGAUAAACAUCAAGAUUGAUUCUUCCAUAAACAAACCUAUUUUGUCGACAUCAAGAUAUUAUGUAAGUGAUGCAUCGUCAAACUUCCUACAUGGCCGAAGAAGAUAUGCUUGGAUCACUUAGUUGUUUCUUCCUCGUCAAAUUUGCUUCUCAAAGCCCAGUUGUUUUUAUUGGGGAUAUGUUUGGACGUAGAUGUAUGGAAAUACGAGAUAGUAUCCAGCUAGCAAAGAAAAUAAAAGGCAUUAUACUACA
Molecule: messenger RNA, 2475 nt
Organism: Botrytis cinerea B05.10
Lineage: Eukaryota; Fungi; Ascomycota; Leotiomycetes; Helotiales; Sclerotiniaceae
Exons: 2
Coding region: 81-1418 (445 amino acids)
Biological process (GO): protein histidyl modification to diphthamide
Molecular function (GO): 2-(3-amino-3-carboxypropyl)histidine synthase activity
Source: RefSeq, a predicted model, not a curated record